GGCCCGCACUCUGUCCCCGUCGGAUUACUGUAGAGAUUGAUCUCAUGGGCAUGUACGAGAUGUCGGACAUGGCUGUCGGUCCUGUCGGUCACCGUGCGCCUGGUGAUGAUGAUGAAUUCGACAAUAACCAUGGUGACAGUGGCAACGAGACAACAAGCGCGUCCAUAGCUCCCAGCGGAUUCCUGUCUGAGGAGGAAGUGGUCCCGGGCCCUGUCACGAUUCGAGAGCGCAAGGAGGAAGCUUUCUUGGAGUGCAUGGAGGCGUUGGAGGAUCUCCUCGCUGCGAGGCAAGGGCUUGCAACCUCGAUGCGAUCGGGAUUCUUCAACGUGGCGCAAGCUCGCUAUGCGAUGGGACCUUCUCGAGUUGGGCGUCUGCAAUAUGACUCAAGGGACAUAUCUGCCACAGCAUUGGUCGACAUUGUAGGUGGAAGAACAAGUCAGGAAGAUCCCGAGGAUGGUGAUGGCAUAGCCACUCCCCGUUUUGUGCUGCAGACGAGAGGUCCCUGCAGAACCGUCCAGGACGAGCGCCCAUCGGAUGAUUCUCGGAAUGAAGAGCACUCAGGAGAAGGCCGAAAGCAGGAGCAAGGACUCCGACAGAGAAAAGGGAAAGGUGCAGCGAACUCUGGGAUUUCAGAAGACGCGGGAACCGACGAGGGGGAAGCUUUGAAUGCUCUGGCAGCGGAACGACCAGGAGGAGGAUCGCGGCCUGGAGGCAAUUUGUCCCCUUUGAAUUGGUUUGGAGCCCUUGUCUCACCACAUCUGCGCAGUGCCCAGGUUGAAUUCUCUCAAGCGCUGAGCCAUGCGGUGAGAGUGGCAAAUGCAUCUGCCCGUGCUGAGAGAGCAAGAGCACAGUUUUUGGCACUUGGCUGUUCAAGAGUAGCCAGAGGUGGUUGUGGCAGUGCUGGAGAGGGAGGAGAAACAGCAUCAAGAACAGAGCCAGGGAAUAGCAGAAACCUUACGGAAAUAAGUACUUGUGAAAAGCACGGUACUUCCGUAGCGAUCGAGUCUCGGACUGUCAUCGAUCACAGCUUGAGCGCGCGUGGGCGGAGCGUCAGCGAACCCUUUGAUGAGAGAAUGGAGGCGAGUGAGAUCCAGGUUGCUGAUUAUCGUAGCAACGCAGGUAGGGUAAAAGCCUCAUUGAUGCCCGCGAGUAUUGUGGAAGAACUUGCUCAGAAGUAUGGUUUAUGAAAUGAAGUUUGGAUGUUUAG
Chara braunii is the source of this 1207-nucleotide messenger RNA. The record is from the annotation of a GenBank genome assembly. NCBI's taxonomy places the organism in Eukaryota, Viridiplantae, Streptophyta, Charophyceae, Charales, Characeae.